AAAAACCGGAACACUUACUUCCAGGUUUUUGGCGCUUGGGAGCUGAUUUGUUCGACAACUAAGUCAUUUGAGAACCAAGGUAGCACUGUAAUGGGUAGCAAAAUGAAUACAUUGGAGUAAACUGUGCCUACAAAUGCAUAUCUUAAAGAAAAGAAGGCACAACAAUGUAUGAUAUUAAAGAGAAUUGCAUUCCAGUAAUGUGUAGAUGAGGGGAAACUGAAUACAACUGUGUGCUGAUAGAUUUUCGUGAGGACACUGAUACUGGAGAUCUCUUAGAAUCCGGUAUGCAUAUGCAAAAUCUUUGAUGAUGUCCUAGAGUCCCUUAAGCUGAUGAAAGAGCUUUGAAGAUCUCUAUCUGCUCCCUCUGGGUGCAUCUGGUUUCAAGCAUCAGACUCGAAGUCAGCAAAAUUAAAAGGAAGGGAGUGGGAAUGGUGUUGAGACUAUUAGUCUUUCAUUAUUACAACCACUUAAUUUUGUGACCUUUUGUGCUUAGUGAAGUAAUUUUGCACAUUAAAUUGUCAACAACUAAAUAAAAUAUUAGUCAGAAGAGGCAGUCCCUUGAUCACUGGGGCGGUUGCAGAACUGUAUAAAAGCUCAACGUUCUCCCAGUUUCUCCAACAGCUUCAUCUGACUCUCCUGUCUUCACUACAUCUCACCAAAGCAGCAGACUCACCUCCACCCAACAAUGGUUGACUGUGGUCCAUCCUGCGCUGUCCCAUCCUGCGCUUCCACCCCCACUGUUGGCUUUGGCUCAGCAGGAGGUCUUGGCUAUGGUGGUCUCGGCUAUGGAUUGGGAGGUCUCGGCUAUGGAAAUGGAGGAUUCGGCUACGGAUUUGGUGGUCUCGGCUAUGGACAUGGAGGUGCUGAAAGAGCAGCCAACCUUGGCAUCCUAGAUGGGAUUAUCCCUAAACCCAUCAACCAGAUCCCACCAGCAGAGGUCACGAUCCAGCCACCUGCCUUCGUUGUGACCAUCCCAGGGGCCAUCCUCUCUGCCAGCUGUGAGCCUGUGGCUGUUGGAGGCAACACUCCAUGUGCCGUUGGUGGUUCCGGGAUCGUAGGAGGCUAUGGGGGCUUGGGCUUUGGGUCUGGUCUCCUUGGAAGCUCUGGAGGUUUCGGCUAUGGUUUGGGUUACGGGAGGGGAAGGAAGUUCGGGCGUCGUUUUAGCAUCUGUGCAUAGGCCAAUUGAACCUGAGAAGCAUAUCCUGAACUGAUAAUCAGAGGGCUUGAUACAGAUCUAUUGGCCAUGGUUCAGAAAAGCUGAACUCAAGCAAUCGCUCCUGGAAUUCAUCCUCCGUUCUUUGCUUCAGAGUGCAGAAGAAAAAAGAUCCUUCUACACCGAUUUUCUUCUUUGCUCCUUUCAAUGCUCUCACUUUGACCUUUUCAAUAAAGCUUGUUCUGCAUUCUGAUAA
Molecule: messenger RNA, 1409 nt
Organism: Podarcis raffonei (Aeolian wall lizard)
Lineage: Eukaryota; Metazoa; Chordata; Lepidosauria; Squamata; Lacertidae
Product: ctenidin-3-like
Exons: 2
Coding region: 686-1177 (163 amino acids)
Cellular component (GO): intermediate filament
Molecular function (GO): structural constituent of cytoskeleton
Source: RefSeq, a predicted model, not a curated record